GAAAGAGAGCCGAGGUAGCUAGCAGUGCAGGGGUUCUUGAAACGAUCAGGGGGGCAGAUGAGGUUGAAGUGAAGAGGUCGAGAAUGAUUGGAUAGUAGAGAAGGUAGAACGGUAUAGGCGGAGCUGCGAAGUAGGUACGGUCCAGGUGGUUACUGAGCUGAUAAGGUGCUGAAGUCGGUCUGCAAAAGUAAGAGCAGGUGGAAAAGGAGGUUAGAUGAGAUGCAGAGUGAUACUACAAACAUCCAAAUCGAAAAGAAAAUUCGAAGAAAAGUCUAACGAAACUUCGACUCGGGUUCGAGAGGCAAACGGGAUUGAGGUCGAAGCACGAGAAGGUCAAACACCGAGCUUCGGCGGAUACGAAUCGAGCCGAGAUGUCAAAGAUGAAGUGCCGAUGAGGGAUCGAAAGAAGGGAUUGGAGCGGAAGAGAGUCGGCCGGGUGUGCGAAGGAAAGCGUAGACCGAUAAAAGUGUAAGUAGUGGGGAACAAGGAAGAGGGUCGAGAGAGUGAUUUGUGAUCCAGAAGAAUGGUAGUAUAGUAGUAUAAUCAAAUGUGAAAUGAUAAUCAAAACGAAAACAAUAAUAAUCGAAAAAUAGAGAAUUGUUGAGUUGAGGUGAUAUUAAUCAAAAAAGAGUAAUAAAGAUUUGGUUUAUAGAGUGUAUAUCUUCUCUUCUGAAAAAGUGUGUGAGUAUGAGUGAGGUGAAGUUAAGGAACAACAGUUUAACGAAAUUCACCAACAAGGCUACAACCACCUAGAACAAUAACAAUUUGAGUGCAUAAAAAAUUGAAGGGAAGUUGAG
Molecule: messenger RNA, 797 nt
Organism: Melampsora larici-populina 98AG31
Lineage: Eukaryota; Fungi; Basidiomycota; Pucciniomycetes; Pucciniales; Melampsoraceae
Exons: 4
Coding region: 215-472 (85 amino acids)
Source: RefSeq, a predicted model, not a curated record